Molecule: messenger RNA, 2341 nt
Organism: Linum tenue
Lineage: Eukaryota; Viridiplantae; Streptophyta; Magnoliopsida; Malpighiales; Linaceae
Source: the annotation of a GenBank genome assembly
CUCCUCCGAAUUCUUCUUCGUUCUCCCCCUCUGCAACUUGUCUUUAAACCCCUAAUUCCUGGUUGAGCUCCAUCUCCACACUCUCCUCUUCUCUCUUUUUGCCUCCUUGUCUAAGUGGCCGGUUUCUUGCUCUCCGGAAGCUCCGGCUCUCAGUUUCAGACGCCAGCCGUGCGCAUAACAGCGGCGGGUUGAGUUUUGUGAGUUUUCUGUAAAUUCAACGAGGCCAGUUCAUGGAGUUGGUUCUGAAGGAUGUUAUGGCCUUUUAGAGUCAAGAGUUGGAGGAGGUCUCUGAGAUGAUUGGGGCUCGCUCUUGAAACUGUUUUUAUAUGAAUCUAAUGGCCAAAUCCCUCUCCUUCCCAGCUUACCAAUUCCAACCUCUAAUUAACCCUCGAUACUGCCCUCUCCUGCAACGUCAACUCCUUUAUCCCUACAAAUACCCUCCUUCCCAUCUUCAUCGUUCACGCUUAAUCCUGAGGAACCAUUUCCCGCCCCAAUGUCAAAACCCUAGCAACUCAUCUUCACUGUCGUCCACGCCUGCCCACCAGCAAGAAGAAGAACAACAUCUGGAGCAACUUAAAGAAACCCGGGAAGCACUUUCUUUGUUUCUACAAGAGUUUGGUGUUUCCCCUGAGGAUUCUGUGUUCAUUGCUUCCAACGCCCCCAAGUAUGCUAAUAUGUUGGUGGAUAGUGUGAGGGAUUUGGAGGAAUGGAGUGCGUGGAAGAGUGGUGAUGCUGGGGGAGAGGAGUUUGGGGAGUUGAAAGGUUUCAGGGAGAAGGUCGUUCAUAUGGCCAAGGUGAAAGGUGAUAAUGGGAAAGUUGCCUUCUUGGAGAGUAUUGGCUUGAAUUUGUCCUCUGCAAUGAAUGUUGCUCGGUACCUAUCGAAAGAGUCACUUCCUGGGUUAAUUGAUAAGGUUAAGUAUAUGAAGGAUAUUUUCUUUACUAAUAGUGAUGAUAAAAUACUUUUUGGGAAGAAAGCUCGACGAAUGAUGAUGCACUUAUCAAUUCCCAUUGAUGAAGAUUUGCAGCAAACUUUGUCCUUCUUUGAAAAGAUUGAAGCAAGGCGUGGAGGUCUGGAUAUGUUGGGUUUCUCAGAUGCCUCUUUCCGGUAUUUGGUUGAAUCAUUUCCUCGCAUUCUCUCAUUGCCAAUAGAUUCACACCUAAAGCCUAUGGUGCAAUUUCUAGAAAGUAUUGGAAUUUCCUCGAACCGUAUGGGAAACAUAUUCUUACUGUUCCCACCAACUAUCCUUUGGGGUGCCAAGGGCAUUAGAAGCAGAGUUAAAGCUUUUAGAAAUUUUGAGUUUCAUUCAUUUUCUGCUUCUCAGGUGGAAACUGUCGAUAAGAGCAUUGGUAAAGUACUGGUAAAAUGUCCAUGGGUUCUUUCUUCAGGCAUGAUAGAAAAUUACCGGGAGAUCCUUUCCUUCUUUGAUAUGGAGAAGGUUCCGCGAGGGAGUGUGGAGAGAGCAAUUCAAAGCUGGCCUCACAUCUUGGGAUGUUCACCUGGAAAGCUGAAGGUCAUGGUGGAACAGUUUGGUGAUUUGGGUGUUAGAGACAAGAAGUUGGGUCAAGUUAUCGCAACCAGUCCUCAACUACUACUAAGGAAACCUAGUGAGUUUGUCCAAGGAGUUACAUUUUUGAAGGACCUUGGAUUCACCCAGGAUGAUGUCGGAAUGCUUCUCAGUCGGUGUCCAGAGAUUUUUGCUGCGAGCAUUGACAACACUCUCAGAAAAAAAAUUAAAUCUCUGGCUUCUAUUGGCAUUUAUGAAGAGCACCUUCCUCGAGUCAUAAAAAAGUACCCGGAGGUCCUUGUAUCUGAUUUCAACUCAACUUUACUCCCUCGGAUGAAGUACUUGAUGGAGAUUGGAAUAUCUAAGAGAGACGUGGCGUUCAUGGUCCGAAGGUUCUCUCCGCUUCUGGGGUACAGCAUUGAUAAGGUUCUGAGACCCAAAUACGAGUUCCUAGUUCAGACCAUGGAGAAACCAGUGAGAGACGUGGUUGAAUACCCGAGGUACUUCAGCCAUUCAUUGGAGAAGAAAAUAAAACCCAGGUUCUUGGUGCUGAAACAAAGGAACAUAGAAUGUAGCCUGAAAGACAUGCUUGCUAAAAAUGACGAGGAAUUCAACUCGGUGUUCUUGCAUUCUGGAGGAAGAAUGCCUGUUUCGGAUUCUCCGAGUGCAGAUUAGGGAAUAUGUACAUACGGACUAAUUUUGAUCUAUAAGAGAUUAAAAAUGGCUAGCUUUUAUCAGUGCCAUCAAUUUCUUUUGGUUACUACUACCAUCACCGCCAUGCAUUCUUUCAAAGACGUUCGUUUCAUAGAAACAGUUGGUGUUGAGUUCGAAGUGGC